This is a messenger RNA of Fusarium musae, 270 nucleotides long. RefSeq lists its product as uncharacterized. The record is from RefSeq and is a predicted model, not a curated record. Lineage: Eukaryota; Fungi; Ascomycota; Sordariomycetes; Hypocreales; Nectriaceae. The coding region runs from base 1 to 270 and encodes 89 amino acids. The transcript has 2 exons.
AUGGUGGUACGCAGAAGUACUGAGCAGUCAAACGCUUGGCUCAAACCUGUCGAGGACGAUGAAGAUGAGGGCUUUCUCACUGUGGCCGAAGAUGCCGAAGCCAAAGGAAUUCUCGAUGAUGGCAACAGAUCGACGCUCAACUUGACGACGACUGAGCUUCCUGUGUAUAUGAACAUUCACCGCUUAGAACUGCAUGUUCUUGGUGAGCCAUUGUAUAAGCUCGCCAAGAAUCGUAAUACGCCUACGUACCAUGAGGAGUCAGCGUGCUAA